UUCUUCCGUAUCCCACCAGCAUUCGCUUUCCCCACUAUCUCACAGCACGCCAAGGGAACUGGGAUCCUUCAAUUCGAGCAUACCGCAUCACAAGAGGUGAGGAUUGGUGUUCCCACCAGCGAAUGCUGACGUCAAAGGGAAGCUUGCGCGGACUGCUCCUCGAUCCCCAUUAAGGGGGGGGUUGUUGACAUGAAUCCCGCAAAUUUUACCAAUGUCGGCGGGGGCAUGCCUGGCGGAGCUAAGCCGCAUGGCCAGAUGCAGGCUCCGCAGCAGCAGAAACCGGACAAUCAAGUGAUGAUGAACUACCUGGCUCAGGCAUUGCAGGCUCAGGGUCCUUUUACCGGGUGGAGAGCCGAUGUUUCUCUGAAGGAGCGGGCUGUAAAUGUAUAUCAGAUGUGGACAUCCCUUCGUUUAAUCCAACCACUUGCCAAUCUACAUAGCUUAGCUCAGGCCGCUUUAAGUUUCGAGCAGAAAGCUUUCAAGAAUGCAAAGGAGAAGGUCGAUUACGACAAAGAAUGUAACGAUAAACUGGUUCAUAUUCGAGAUACUCGGGCGAGGCAGGCAGCUGUGUUGCAACAAAAUGGCGGCAUGAUGGCUCAGCCUGGGCAUGCGGCGGGAAUGGCUGGCGUAGGGCAGGCCCCGUUUCCUCAACAGAUGGGUCGUCCCGUACAAGCUUCUCCAAUGCCCGGACAGCAGCAAAUGGCAAUGGGGAUGAAUGAUCCAACUCAACAGGCGGCUAUGCAGCAUCGCCAGCAACAGCAGCAGCAGCAGCAACAGCAACAGCAGCAGCCACAGACAAUGCUUCAACAACGAGCGCAGCCAAGACCCGGUAACGGCAUACCGCUAACGGAUGAUCUUAGCACACUAUCACCUCAGGACUAUGAGCAUGUUUGCCGUAUCGCCAACCAAAUUUUAGCGAAGACUUCCCCAGAAGACGUGGACAAAAUUAAGAUGAAUUUGCAGAACAUGACUCCGGAACAAAGACAAUACCUUGGCCGGAAGAAUAUGGACCCAAUCACGUAUUUCUUUCGCUCCCAGGCAUUGACUCAACUCAGGAGACACAAGAGAGCCCGGAUGGAAGCGCAACGUGCGCAGAACACUGGGGUUGACCCCAAUAGUGCGAUGAUGGGAGAUCCCAUGAUGAACGCCCAGCAACGCCAAAUGUUCCAGAACAUGAUGAACCUUCAGCGCAAUUCAGCAUUUUCAAUGGGUAGUCAACCGAAUCUAGACCCGUCUUCGUUUAUCGGUAAUGUCGAAAACAUCCAAGGUCAACAGGCGGAUGGUUUGCGCUCCCAGGAAGCAGGGCAGCUUGUAGUGCCUGCUAGCUCUUCUCAGAUGAACCAACAACCAUUUACAAAUCAGAAUAUGUUCCCGGUUGGCCAGGGUAACCAAGGCAAUAUGAACGGAGCUGGAAUUAGUCCUCAAUUCUUCCCCCAACAGCAUUUGCAGACCUCCCAAAACCUCCAACAAGAUCGAUCUCAACAGGCGCCCCAAUUUCAGCCCCAGUCGCAAGCACAAACACAAGCGCAGGCGCGGGCGCAGGCUGCCCAGAAAGCUCAAAUGGCUAUAUCGCAGGCUGGACAAGCUAAUUCACAAAUGCAACAGAUGACACAACAAAGUCCCGCCAUGCCGAUGCUCAAUCGUCCGAUGGCCCCAGGACAAAUGUCACCGGCACAAGUGGCAGCUCAGGUUCGGCCUCCGUCGCGCCCCCCUGGACAACAGCCAACCGGCGUUCAGUCUCUUGGAGGACAACAAACGAUGCAGGGUCGGCCUCAGAUCCCUCCUGGUCUUCCGCCGAUGGUUCAAGAGCAGCUGGCUCGAAUGACACAAGAACAGCUAACCGCCUUUCUAAUGAAUCAGCGUCGUCCGCUUAACAACCAAACUAUGGCAAGAGCAAACGCUAACCAGCAGUCUAUGCCUAUGCAGCAAAAUUUGUCACAACCCGGCCAGGGUCAACAAAUGGCGAAUGGUCAGGCAGGCAAUAACCAGAAUAUGCGUGCUUCCCUGAACUUGCAGCAGCAGCUCGCGGGGAUGGGUGGCGCCCAAGGAUCUAAUCAGAUGCUUCCUGGACAACAGCAAAUGUCAGCUCAACAAAGGCAGCAGCAACAACAGCAGCAGCAACAACAACAGCAGCAGCAGCAGCGUCAACACGAUCUAUAUAAAAUGCAACUACUUCGUCAGCAGAGUGGGGGCUUGGAAAUGUCUCCGGAGCAAAUCAAAGACAUGGAUCGCCUCCCAUUUCCCCCUUCAAUACUGAGCAACAACCCCAACGUUCCUUCCCCCGUUCCGAAGCACAUCAAGACCUGGGGUCAAUUGAAACAAUGGGCCAAUGCCAAUCCUCAAAUGCUUGGAGGUAUAGAUGUACAAAAAUUGGUGACAUUCCAGAAAUUUCACUUGGCCCAGAUAUUGGCCCAGAACAAGGAAAGUGGUCGGAAUCCCGAAAAUGGUGGCCAAAAUUCGUGGAUGCCUAUGCCUUUCCAAGGACAGCCACAGCAAUUUAUGAACCAACAACAGUUCCAAGCUGGCCAACAGCAGGCACCGAUAAAUAUACCUCCACUGCGACCGAUUACGGGGCAAGACAUUCAGAUAGCUCGUUCACGACUGGGGGCACAGGUGCAGAAUUAUAGCGAUGAACAGCUUCGGGAGUUGCUUUAUAGGAACCGACAAAAACAGUUAAUGCAGCUAGCACAGACCCGUGCCGCUCAACUUGCGGCUCAGGGCCAGCAAACUCAACUGUCCCAGCAGCCUCCUGUCACUGCACCAUCAAGCACGCCUCAAAUUAAGCAGGAGGCCCAACCCCAGCAACAAUCAACACCACUAAAUCAACAGAUACAGGCGGCAAAGGCGCAAAAUCCAACACCUGGGAAAGGCAUCAAAGGGCCUGCUGCCAAGCAACCACCAAAGAGGAAGAUGCCAAAUGAAGAAGGCACGGACGCUCAAAAUAACCCUGCGCAGAAGUCAACUCAGCCUACAACUUCCCAGGGAGUACCAGGUCCCACGCCGUCUCGACCGAAUUUGCAGUUUACUCGUGAGCAAUUAGCUGCCAUGACACCACAACAACGUGCACAACUGGAGUCGCAGAUGCGAAGACACCAGGGCCAGAAUCAGACUCGUGCGCCCAUUACUAGAGCCGUUGCAGAAGAGGCAUGGAACAAUCUUCCGGAGAAGAUUCGGCAAUUGUACAACGAAAUUUCGAAACAAGCCCCGCCCGCGGACCCUAUUCCUGUUCAGCCCGAGCAAAAAGCCCAAAUGGCCCAGCAACUACGUGAGUGUACGGACAUGCUAGGUAGGAUGGAUACACUGGUUCAAUGGUUUGCCAAGAUUCCUAAUCAGGAAAAGAAUGUCAAAACCUUACUCGCUAUGCGCAUACAAUUGAUGAGGCAAUUCAAACCUGGACCUGACUGGGCACUCAAUGAUCAUUUUACGGUCACCCCCGAUUAUCUAACAGUAACCACUAAUUAUGUCAAAAAGCUUUUCCAAGCCAUGAUCACCCGCGUAAGCCAGCACCAGAAUCAACUGCCUGGACAGCGACCCAGCGUUUCUCAAGGACCACCCAACGUGCAAUCGUCCACCCAGAAUAACAUGCCUGCCCUGAACGCAACCAACCUGCAGCAACUUCAACAACAGGAGGAGGCUAUCCAGCGGGCCCGAAGGGCUUCGAGCCAGACUGCCGUCUCGGCAACUUCUGCCGUACCACCGGCACCGUUCGGGGCGCCUUCUCCCCAGGGUGUCCCCCAUGCUUACGGACCUGGUAGUAUACCUCCUCAGGAACUGAAACUUCCUCCACCGAAGAAGAGAAAGCAGUCUCAUGCUGGGCCUAUCGGAGUUGCCGGAACGGCCGGCACUAAAUCCCCGGCAACUAAACAGACUGCAGCAGACGCCAAAGCAACUGCCGCAUCUUUGGCUGGUCCUUUCAAAUGCAGUGUUCCACAAUGCCAGUAUCAUUACCAGGGCUUUGCGACCCAGAACGCGCUGGACAAGCAUGUUGAGGAGAGCCACAAAAUGGAAGAGUCGAUCGAAGAUCCACUUCAAUUUGCCCUGGACAGUUACCGGAGCUUGGUCAAAGAAGAGAAGGCUUCGCCUGAGUCUCAAGCUCUGAAGAAGAGUGCUGGUUCUGCAAUGGAGACACCACAGGUACAUCCUAAAGUCGGCAUACCUUCACCAUCUAUGAAGCAAGAUGUGGGAACAACUCCAGUCACCGCGGGCGCCACUCCAGUUGCACGAGUGUCCAGCCAGUUUGGACCGAAACCCACUUCUCCCGCAUCCAACCAAACUCCUCGUGGACCAUCAGCGAAGAUAGCUACACCAGCAACCAAGACUCCGGGAAGCAAGGAUGGGAAGAGGGAUGCUAGCAAAGCGACAGAGCAAAUGCCACCUUUGGAGACAGUUACAGAAGAUCCAUGGGCAGAUAGUGCCGUUUCACUCGAAGCGAUCCAGGACACAUUUAUGGACUUUGGAGAUGACAGUGGCUUGGGCUUCGGUCCGAUAGAUGAGUUCCUCAAUGUCGAUAUGUUUGCCAAUACGCAGUCCAAGGAUACACCGGAUUCGAUUGAAACAGCCAUUGUUACCCAGACCCCUAAGGACAGCGACAUAGCAAAAGGCGGAGACCUGACAAGUAAAGGCGGGGAAGGCGUUGACGACAAUUGGAUCCCCGUGGAUUGGAUCAACAUCCCUGGGCGGUUCGAAGACGGUCCUCUCAUGAAUGAGUCAUGGGAGGAUAUUGAUUGGGACAUCAUCGAUCGGCGGGACGGAAGCAUGAAUGUUGACGAUAGUGGAAUCGCCAUCUGUGCCAUGUGAAAUGGUGCUUUAUGAGAAAAUUUAAUGACCUUCAGCAGGCGAAUGGCGCUGCGGCUUAUCUCUUCGGCAUAAAUAUCGAUGACUUUAUGUAUAUUAAGACAAGGCCAGUGUGGGAGGCUACUUGUUUAAGCUUGUGAUUUUACUUUUCUUCUUCUAACUCUCUUACUCCUGUUACACCCUCUAACUAUCUCAUUAUCUUUCUGUUUAUUUACAUCUGCUUGGCUUAGCCGUGGCGUUUGACGGAGCGAACAAGAGGCCUUACCGUGACAUGUUGAAAGAGCCUUUGUUCUCGUGCUAGUGUUUUUUUUUUUUUUUACUUUCCGUUUUUCUACUUUUUCCUCUUUCCAGACGAUGAGGCUGUGAAAGGCUUUUUAAUAUCGAAAUAUCCGAACAUUCGAAAGGAGCAAUAUGAUCACAAUUA
Molecule: messenger RNA, 5218 nt
Organism: Aspergillus alliaceus
Lineage: Eukaryota; Fungi; Ascomycota; Eurotiomycetes; Eurotiales; Aspergillaceae
Exons: 4
Coding region: 190-4797 (1535 amino acids)
Biological process (GO): regulation of transcription by RNA polymerase II
Cellular component (GO): mediator complex
Molecular function (GO): transcription coregulator activity
Source: RefSeq, a predicted model, not a curated record